Messenger RNA from Hylaeus anthracinus, 2159 nucleotides. RefSeq names its product mpv17-like protein. Gene Ontology annotation, cellular component: membrane; cytoplasm. The record is from RefSeq and is a predicted model, not a curated record. Lineage: Eukaryota; Metazoa; Arthropoda; Insecta; Hymenoptera; Colletidae. The transcript has 4 exons. Bases 1142 to 1837 code for a protein of 231 amino acids.
GAUAAUACAAUAGUAACUUUGGACAGAUUCUUUGUAAUCUACGAUAUGUGAUUUAUUUCUAUAUGUUUGCUUAUAAACUUUAACAUAAUAUGCUUGCGAAAUAAAAGGCAAUUGCAUAUAAGGAAGAUAAUAAAGAAAGUAAUAUUUUUAUGAUUAAUGCGUUAUAAUUAGCAAUGUUUUUUAUAAACAUCUGUAUAUCUUGGGCUAAAGUAAACUACGUAUUCUCUUUACGUAGAUAGGUUCAGAAUCAAAUCAAUCAAGACAACAUAAGUGUACAUUAUGUAUAAUUGUAUGAACUUGAUCAUUUAGUAUGUAUAACAUCGGUAGGAUUUACGACAGACAAUACAAGUACGUGUGUACUUUUAUUCUUUUUACAAUAUACUUUCGAUAUUAUAUGUUACAUGUUCGUUACUACAUUCAAUGACAUUUAAUUAAGUUUGUGAAUAUUGUAAUUAUUUAAGAAAAAAUAUGAUUAAAUGGAAAUAUGGUACAAGCAAAAAGACCAAGAAACUACAAUUAACUUUAGAAGAAAAUCGCGUUACGACGCGAUUAUUAUUGUAUGUGUUGUAUAAUUACAACUGAAAGUUUUAAUUGACCAAUGUUUUGAUUUCAAACCUUAUCAUGUUCUAUUUAGACUGCACUGACCAAACACUCGUCUAUACUUUAUUUAAUUUCACUGACGUCACGCACAUUUCAAUAUUAUUUUAUUCUCGUUAUGUGUCAUUAACUUAAAAGGUGUUACAGGCUUGUCAGACACGAGCAUCGUAAAACUUCUAAUUAAUCGAACUGUUAUAUGUUAUUAUCGAUAACAUAAGCAACAAUACGUAGUCACUGAUAUUCUAUAUUAUACUAAUGAAAAACUACACUCGAAAGACGUAAAAUUACCAAGGACAGAUAAGAAUGGAUCGACCAGUUUCGUCAUCAUUGGUAGUUUUGCGCGUGUCGCAUAUAAGUCUCCCCUCAGCCAUUGCCAGUAUGCGUGUGUUUCCGUAGUAGCGAAUCAUUUCCAGAUGUGUCAACCUUACGAGAUUGGUUGUACCUCAUACAAAACCGCGGUGCAGCGAGUUUCCUCGCGUCACGUUCGAAGAAACCGCGGUAACGCAGUCGACAUUUCUUCCACUAAUCAGAAGAGGUACGAUGCAUGAAUAAAAUACAGGGUGUAAUUAAAGUUAUCCAUAUUUCAGUGGCAGCGACAAAAAUGCGUGUGAUUUUUGGGAAAUUUCGCGAGGUAUCGCAAAAAUACCCAAUUGUAAGAGGGAUGGCUUCUUAUACUAUCAUAUGGCCUACAGGAAGUUUACUUCAACAAAAAAUCGCCGGAAAUGAACAAUUAAAUUACAUGCAAGCAUUAAGAUUCAGUUUGUAUGGUGGUUUUUUUGUUGCUCCAACACUAUACUGUUGGUUAAAAUGCUCUUCAUAUUUUUGGCCAAAGUCGGAUCUUAAAUAUGCAAUCACCAAAGCUUUAAUAGAACAAGUCACCUAUGGUCCUGCUGCAAUGUGUUGUUUCUUCUUUGGUAUAAAUCUUCUUGAAAUGAAACCAGUAUCAGAAUGUGUUGAAGAAGUUAAACAAAAAUUCUGGCCCACAUAUAAGGUCGGUGUUUGUGUCUGGCCCGUUCUGCAAACCAUCAACUUCUUUUUAAUUCCAGAACACAAUCGGGUAGUUUAUGUGAGUUUCUGCAGUUUAAUUUGGACAUCUUUCCUUGCAUACAUGAAAGCAAUGGAAGGUAAACGAAAAGAACAAAUAAAUGAUAAGCACACAAAGCGUGCUGAAGAUAGUCUUAAUAUUAAUCCUGUUGUACAAACAGAAGAUAAAAGUAGACGGGUACCUCCUAUACGGUAAAGAAUCUUAGGAAAUUUUUAGUUUAAUCAAAUAAAUUAUAGAAAUGUAUAAAAUUGACUAUAUUUUACGAUGGAGUUAAACGAUAUAUGUACUUAUCGUUUAUAGUACAAAGUAGGUCGAAAAAUUUAACUAAAUGUACAUAAAUAUGUGUUCAAUAUAUGUCUGCGUAUUGUAAUAGAUAAGAUUUUAACGAAAGAUAUGAACUGAUGAAAGUAUAUAAAGAAGUAUAUCUUGUUACUAGUAAAGAUAUUUAUUGUGAUUUUAUUCCUGACAAUAACUUAUACUUAUUGUUAAUAAAGAUGAAAUAAAUUGUUAUUAAAAA